AUAAGGUUUAUACACUGAGUAAGAAUGAAGAUUCACAGAUAAAAUAUUUUGAUGCUGUGAUUGUUGGGUCUGGUCCAGUAGGAUGCACUUUCGCUCGAAAAUUAAUCGAAGCUGGUUACAAAGUUGGCAUGGUAGAAGCAGGAGCAAGUGAAUCAAAUCCUCCAGGCUCACAUCUCAAAAAUGCCUUUCGAUUUCAGAAGGAUAUCAACUCGUUCUCAAAUCUUGUUAAUAGUCAUUUGCACCUACUUUCGGUUCCUACAUCAAUCGACAUUUAUCCAGACACAAUCGACCAAACUUCUAUUUUGAAAACUGGUACGAUUCAUUUGAAUCAAAACCCGGAUCAAGAUCACCGAUUAAAUCUUCGAGCCGCAGCUGCGACAUACAGUGUUGGUGGCAUGGGUACUCACUGGACUUGUGCAACGCCAAGACUUCGUGAAAGUGAACGGUUUAGUAAUCUUAUUCCUGACGAAGAAAUGGAUGAAUUGUACGAAGAAGCAGAGAAUUAUCUUCACAUUUCAAAAGAUCCUUACAAUGGCACCAUGUUACAAACAACUAUUCUCAAAGCUCUGAAAAAACGUUACGGUGAAGAUAUUCCUCAGGCAUUACCCCUUGCCGUCCGUUUUAAAAAAGCAGAUAAACCUGAUGCGCUAUCCUUUAAUUUUUGGACUGGUCCUUACGAUAUACUUCGUAAAGAAAAUUACGAAAACGAAAACUUUACUUUGAUGGGCCAACAUCUUGCGCAAUUUCUUCACCCUAAAAUUAAUAAUACAUCUAUCAUUGAUGGACUGAUUACCAAAAACCUACUCAAACAUGAUAAGAAUAAGAAUUUCAAUUGGGAUAUCGAAAUUCCUGCUCUGGGAAAGUAUCUUUGUGAACAGACUGUUGCUUAUUGUCAGAUCGUAUUAAAUAAAAAAAUUGUGAAAGAAAUGCUGGAAGAUCCGACUUGGUCAGAGGGUGUUAAAAAGCAUAAAGAGGCAUAUCCAAAAGAUCCAAUUCCAAUCCCCUUUGACGUCCCACUUCCUCAGUGUUGGAUCCCAUAUACCGACAAACGUCCUUGGCACGCUCAAGUUCAUAGAGAUGCAUUUUCUUAUGGUCAAACACCAGCCAAUGUUGAUAACAGAGUGAUUUUGGACUUUCGUUAUUUUGCUGCUUCCAAUAAUAGUGAAGAGUUAAAUAACAGAGUCGAAUUUAGCAAAGAAAUCAAAGACAUGUUUGGAAUGCCACAACCAACGUUUUAUGUUCGAACAUCUGAAAAGGAUGCCAAAACCAAUCACAAAAUGUUAAAUGACAUGAUACAAACUGCCCUUAGCAUGGGCGGCUUCUUGCCCGGUAACGAACCUCAAUUUAUGCCACCAGGCACAGCACUACAUAUUACGGGCACAGUACGCAUGGGCAUAAACAAAGAAACUUCCGUAGUGGACACAAAUCUUUGCGUUCACGGAUUUCGUAAUCUUUAUCUUGGAACUACUGGCGUCAUUCCAACAACAAUUACCGCAAAUCCAACAUUGACUAGUAUUGCCCUAGCGAUCAAAUCAGCAAAUCACAUCAUCAAGAAAUUAAAAGAAG
Molecule: messenger RNA, 1566 nt
Organism: Dentiscutata erythropus
Lineage: Eukaryota; Fungi; Glomeromycota; Glomeromycetes; Diversisporales; Gigasporaceae
Source: the annotation of a GenBank genome assembly